Messenger RNA from Sinocyclocheilus rhinocerous, 3035 nucleotides. Its product is annotated as serine/threonine-protein kinase B-raf. Lineage: Eukaryota; Metazoa; Chordata; Actinopteri; Cypriniformes; Cyprinidae. The record is from RefSeq and is a predicted model, not a curated record. Bases 42 to 2309 code for a protein of 755 amino acids. The transcript is spliced from 20 exons. Gene Ontology annotation, biological process: protein phosphorylation; MAPK cascade. Gene Ontology annotation, molecular function: MAP kinase kinase kinase activity; ATP binding. Gene Ontology annotation, cellular component: cytosol; mitochondrion; plasma membrane.
AGUUGGAUUAAUGAGCAGCUUGUAUAUGGAACAUCAAACAGAUGAUUAAGUUAACCCAAGAGCACCUAGAAGCCCUUUUAGAUAAGUUUGGAGGAGAACACAAUCCGCCAUCUAUAUACCUGGAGGCCUAUGAAGAGUACACUAGUAAGCUGGAUGCAUUACAGCAGCGGGAACAGCAGCUUUUGGAGGCCAUUGGGAACGGAACAGAGUUUUGCUCCUCGCCCACACCCAUCCUGCUGGAUGUGAAGGGGCCGGGCAUCCAGAGCGCCCCCGCCACCCCAAACACCUUAGCUGUCCUGCAGACCCCUACAGACGCAACACGAGGGAAUCCCCGCUCACCCCAGAAACCCAUAGUAAGGGUUUUCCUGCCCAACAAACAGAGGACAGUGGUUCCAGCUCGUUGUGGGAUGACUGUGAGAGACUCCUUAAAGAAGGCUCUGAUGAUGCGAGGCCUGAUCCCAGAAUGCUGUGCGGUUUACAGGGUUCAGGAUGGGGAGAAGAAGCCCAUUGGCUGGGACACAGACAUUUCCUGGUUGACGGGGGAGGAGCUCCAUGUUGAGGUUUUAGAGAAUGUGCCACUGACGACCCAUAAUUUUGUGCGAAAGACCUUCUUCACGCUGGCCUUCUGUGACUUUUGCCGGAAGCUGCUGUUUCAGGGCUUCCGCUGCCAGACGUGUGGCUACAAGUUCCACCAGCGCUGCAGCACAGAGGUCCCGCUCAUGUGUGUCAACUACGAUCAGCUGGAUUUACUGCUGGCAUCAAAAUUUCUAGUGCACUACCCUAUUACCCAUGAGGAGGCGUCAUCAGAGGGCACGACACCCGUGUCAGAGAUGUGCCCCUCCCUCCCUCCAUCCGAGUCCACUGGGUCUCUGUGCCAUCCUACUGUGUCCCCAUCCAAAUCCAUCCCUAUCCCACAGUCCUUUAGACCUGGAGAGGAGGACCACCGCAACCAGUUUGGCCAGAGGGAUCGCUCUUCCUCAGCCCCUAACGUCCAUAUCAACACCAUCGAGCCAGUCAACAUUGAUGAUUUGAUCCGUGAUCAAGGCUUACCGAGGUCAGAUGGAGCCCCCUCGCAACACCCAGCCCGCUGCUUGAGGAAGAACCGAACACGGACCUCAAGCCCCCUUCUGUCCUCCCACCCAAAUGACAUUGUCUUUGAUUUUGAGCCUGAGCCAGUAUACAGAGGCUCCACAACAGGCCUGUCGGCCACACCUCCUGCCUCCCUGCCUGGUUCCCUGCCCAAUGUGAAGGUGUCGAAAUCACCCUGCCAACCGAGAGAGCGGAAACCAUCGUCUUCAUCUGAGGACCGCAAUAAAAUGAAAACCCUGGGUCGACGGGACUCAAGCGAUGAUUGGGAGAUCCCAGAAGGUCAGAUCACCCUGGGACAGCGGAUAGGAUCUGGCUCUUUUGGAACGGUCUACAAGGGGAAGUGGCACGGUGAUGUGGCGGUAAAGAUGUUGAAUGUCACAGCCCCCACUCCACAGCAGCUACAGGCCUUUAAGAAUGAAGUGGGUGUCCUCAGGAAAACCCGCCAUGUGAAUAUCCUGCUCUUCAUGGGCUACACCACCAAACCCCAGCUGGCUAUAGUUACACAGUGGUGUGAAGGCUCGAGUCUCUACCACCACCUGCACAUCAUCGAGACCAAGUUUGAGAUGAUCAAGCUGAUUGACAUUGCCCGUCAGACAGCUCAGGGCAUGGACUAUCUGCACGCCAAGUCCAUAAUCCAUAGAGAUCUGAAGAGUAACAAUAUCUUUUUGCAUGAGGACCUAACAGUAAAGAUUGGUGAUUUCGGUCUGGCUACAGUGAAAUCCCGCUGGAGUGGCUCACACCAGUUUGAGCAGCUUUCUGGCUCUAUCUUGUGGAUGGCUCCAGAGGUAAUCAGACUGCAGGAUAAAAACCCAUACAGUUUCCAGUCAGAUGUCUACGCGUUUGGUAUUGUGCUCUAUGAGCUCAUGUCAGGGGCUCUGCCUUAUUCUAACAUCAACAACAGAGACCAGAUUAUCUUCAUGGUUGGACGGGGAUACCUGGCUCCUGACCUGAGUAAAGUGCGCAGUAAUUGUCCCAAGGCCAUGAAGAGACUUAUGGCAGAUUGUCUGAAGAAAAAGCGAGAGGAGAGACCUCUUUUCCCUCAGAUCCUGGCCUCUAUUGAGUUAUUGGCACACUCUCUGCCCAAGAUCCACCGCAGCGCUUCUGAACCGUCCCUUAACCGCGCUGGAUUCCAGACAGAGGACUUCAGCCUGUAUGCCUGCGCUUCCCCCAAGACGCCCAUUCAGGCUGGUGGCUAUGGUGAAUUCUCAGCGUUUAAAUAGUGCUGCAAAUCCUAAAACUCCAUCCCUUGUCAGUUUUUACGACGUCUUGUGUUCCUACGGUGGGUUCAUCCAUAACAACACAGAAAAGGACUAGUUUUCAAAGAAUGUGCCGUUUUUCUUCCACUUUACCCGAAGAGCUACGGCCUCAACGGAAUUGCUUUAAAAUAAAAUGAUCUCUGCAGGGUGUCAUUGGUGAUUUUACAAAAAUGUCAUAAACAUCACAUAGGACAACUCGAUAAAAAACGACUGAUGUGAGAAACCAACAGCUGGUCACUGGAAAGAAAAAGGCAAACAAACCCAAACAGAUUGUGGCAGGCGAUAAAAACCUUUCCCCAAGAAGAAAGAUAAAUGGGUUUGGGAUGAAUGAUAUUGGGAGCACAAGCCCCGCCUUUGCUCCGCCCCUGGAGGGGAAAAACACACAGCACUGGCCAGAAAACAGGGUCCAGUGGCAUGGAAUGAUGGGAAAAUUGGCACAAGAGAGAAUACGUCAAGUCGCAGUCGUGGAAAGGUGCUGAAUGUCAGGAGAUAACUUGAAUGAUAUUUAGAAAUGUUUUUUUCUCUUGCAAUGAGUUUGUUCCGUGACGUCGCCUGUGGCUGGAGUUACUAAUAAUAUAGAUUUCUUUUGUCUUCAGCAUUUUUUUUCCCCUCAAGGGUCAUCUGUUGUAGAUAAACAUACCCUUUUUUCUGUUACAGAUAUAGAUUGUGAAGAGGGGUAAAUGAAGCAAC